Menidia menidia (Atlantic silverside) is the source of this 2973-nucleotide messenger RNA. NCBI's taxonomy places the organism in Eukaryota, Metazoa, Chordata, Actinopteri, Atheriniformes, Atherinopsidae. The record is from the annotation of a GenBank genome assembly.
AUGGUGCUCAUCGCUACUCAGCCGGCGUGGGAGCAACGCGGCCUGGAUAGCGCCCUGGUGGCCAGGAAAGCCAGAGGCUCCUCCAGCGACGAGGGAGGGACUUCUCCAGCCACCCAGUCGGACACCUUGUGCCGCUCGGACACAGUUUUUUUUCGUUUCACUGGAAGAAUGGGACUACGGUACCAAGAAAAGGGCCCCGCAGCGGGACCUUCCAAAGAAGCCCGGGUCCAAUUUCGCUGUACCUUUAUGGCCAUGAUUGCCUCGGGACACGGGGUCACCACCUUGCUGUCCCAGAAUAACGUAGCACGCUCCAAAACGCCCCUUUCUUCUUCUGCUUCCCCCCAUCAAUUGGCCUCCAGCAUUGCAACGACCAGUGCUCCACCAUCUCCUGCCGCCUCCCCCCAUCAAUUGGCCUCCAGCAUUGUAACGACCAGUGAUCCACCAUCUCCUGCCGCCUUCCUUGUGCCCUCCAGUGCACCACCACACAAGAGGAGGAAAAAAGAAUCCGUCAUGUGUCCACAUUGUGCCAUGACAAUGGACAGGAGAAAUAUGAGACUGCACAUUGAGAGGAAACAUAAGCCUAAAGGAGUAGACAUUACAGCAACUAAGCAUUUGAAAUCCCAGGCAAUAGAUUAUAAAAAUGGAAUAUUUUCUGUGGUGAAGUCAUUUUUAGGACCCAACACUCCCAUCCAUGUGGUAAAAAGGACUUGGGGGAAGGAACAGUCGACCAAAUGUGAGCUUGAUGUCUGCAAAAUCAAUGCAGAAUUUGCUGAACGCUCAAAUUGUAGACCUUUUGAGUGUCACCACAUCCAGUCACUUGUUUACUGUCCACCAUUCAGAGGUGAAAACCCCUCUCUCACUGAAGAUGUACUGCAGGAGAUGGUGAGUGAGAAAUGGUUUGGAGAGGACAAGAAGGAGAGAUGUCUGAAACGCCAAAGGGAGGCUACAGAUGCAGGAACACCUCUGUCCUGUAAACUCUCAAUUUGCAAUCCCUCAACAAAGAGGUUUAUUUCCAUUUAUGAGCCUACUGUAUCAUAUUACAGUAGGCUUGGACGAAUUAUGGUUACCUUUGACACAAAACAGAUCUCCUGGCACUGUCCUUGUGCAAAGCCAAGGCAGUCUUGCCUGCACAAAUAUAUUGCAAAGUGGCACCUGUUUCAGUUUGAGCGUGCACUUUUUCAGAGGACACAAAGUGUGGAGGAAGAACUUGUUCAAAACCGUUUCCCUACAGAAGUGGAAGGUGGCGAGGAAGAGGAAGAGGAAGGAGGCCACUACCCACCAGAGGGAGAUGUUUUAGAAAAAAUGGUGCAGUACAUAUACCACCACAAGAGAAUGCCCUCUGUACUAGACACUAAUAUGGUAAUGUCAGAGAAUUUCCCAAGGUUGUAUACCCCAGCUGAAACAUUCUGCCCUGAAUGUUCUGAGGCAGCUCUGCUUGGGGAACCGGAGCUAAUAACAACCAAGGGCAGAAUCCUCACUGUGACAGUUGUUAUUGAAGGAAUUUCGUUGUUCAGAAAGCAGUGCUACACAUGUGGGAUGAUGUACCGAUAUCAGGAGUGGUCAGAUGGUGUCUACAAUUUCGAUGACAAAACACUCCUGUCCUUGCUCCUCUGUCUCUUUCUUCGGAACAGUCUUCAGACCCACCAGGCUGUAAGUAGCACCAUUGAGGUUUUAGAGAGAACCUAUGGCCAGACCUACCCCUCAAAAAACAGAAUUCUGCACGCCUACCUGGCAUUCGAAGCGCUUUGUGAUCAUGAAUACACAUAUGCAUGUGUGUCAUGUGGCCAUAACCCAGUAUCUGUUGUGAUGGACCUUCAUAAAAAGGGUGUCUUCAAUAUGCCUGGCAACAAGGCCAAUCCUUUCAUUGUCAGGCCAAGUUACAAGUUCUGGGCUCCAUGGAUAGGGCCUCACACAAGGAGGGUAAGUGUGGUCCUAAACACGGAAUACAGAAAGAUACAUUCACCACACAGUGCAAAUGAGGAGGUGGAAUUGACUGUGACAGAGGACCGUCUUAAAGAUGAGCUCCUGAAGUUAAAGAUGGAAGCUGUGCGUUCCUUGUGCAGGCAGUGUGGGAUUGACCCUAAGGGGUCACGUCUGGACUUGAUAAUAAGACUCCAGACGGAGAUGAAAAACCGUGCAUCAUACGACAAGGUGUUUUCACAUGUCUGGGGUGCUUCUGGUGGCUGGGCAGUAGUCACAUGCCCAUGUGCUGUGGUGUAUGCCGUGAAAUUUAACCUGAGAGCUGAAAGCCCUAGGGACUUCAUUGACCUCUUAUUGUCAAUGAAGCACUUCUCCAACAUCACACUUUAUGACUUUGCACGAGGAUUGGCAACACAUGCCAAUACCAGGCUGCCAGGAACAUUCAGACCACAUGAUGGACGGCUGCUGGAGCCCACCCCGACAAAUAUUUCUCUUGCCAGUUCAGGGCAAGUCAAAGCCAAUUUGCCGUGGCUAGCGCAGAAAAAGGAGGUUCCUGAUUUUAACGGCCACCCUAUCACCGGGUCAUCAGAGCGUUAUGCUCUGUAUGACAGAUUUCAUGAAGCCAACACUAAAGAUGCCAGAGAUGUAUUGCGAAGGGUCGAUCUCGCCCCAGAAUUAUGUGACUGGCUGAACAGUCAAUGUGCCGAACAGCUGUUCUCGGGGAUGAGAAAACAAUUAUUUUUUAAAUAUGAUGACUCCUUCCUCUCACAUAUAGCUACCUUUUGCAUCACAGAUGGAAACACUCUAGUCAUGUCCCUGCUACUGCCAAGGCAUCCAGACAUCAUCCGUCUUGCUCCUAAUGUUAAGGGCAAUGACUCAUGCUACAACAAGUGCCAAAAGGCAACCUCGGCCCAAGAUGAAGACCACCUGCUGGGUCAGAGAGCAGGUCAAAAGGAGGAUGUUGAGGCGGGGCUGCUCGAGAGCAGGGAGCUUGGUUCCACCAGCUUAUUCAUGGCUUCUCUCAGCAUCUCAGCAUUCGAUCUUGACAUCUGA